UCCUUCUGAGCCGACCGUGAGCCUCCGCAGGCUCUUCGACAUCUACUGAAUGUGAAUUUCAUCAGUUUUCGGAGUAAAUUAUUAUUGCGUUAUUAUGAGUAAUGUCUGUGACAAUAGUUUAACUUUAUCGAUAAUAUGUGAAGAAAUGUUGUGGUGAUUGGGUUUUGGAAAUUGAAGUUUGAAGUACCAUUUGCGACGGUUCAACUAUGACCGGUGUUUAACCUGUACAGUGUUUAUAAUUUAGUGUAAAAAAGUUAUACAAUGCAGAAUUUACCUAAAUAUCCGGCAAGCCGGAAUUUUUUUUUGUCUCGAAGAAUAUUAAAUUCAAUAAUGAAACGAGACAUGAGUGAGAAGAGGAUAUUCAAGCUGUGGAAUUGUCCUGACAAUUCCAGGGCUCUUCAUCGUGUGUCCUAUCAGACCUUUAACAGAAUAUGUCGAGAGUACAAGGCUGUACGGACUAUGCUCACAAGCAGUGGAUUCCUCCAGCCCUCGAGGUUCCCCUCGACCCUCCCAAGGUUAUUAGCAACAAGCUCUUCAAAUAAUACCAGAAAAACAUCCCCUGGGCCAUCGCGAGAUUCAUCGGGUUCGGAGAAAGAACCUCCUGGAAAUGAAAAUGAGCAGAAAGCAGCUCUUUUCAAAAUUCUGCUCUUCUCAUUAUUUAUUUAUGGAGUCUUUAUUUAUCCCAUGACGACUCUGGGCAAUAGAAUACAGACAGCCCCUUUUAUCUCCUGGAACGAAUUUGUCCACCAAAUGUUGGCGAAGGGUGAAGUCCAAGAGUUGAUCGUAAAGCCAGACAUGGACUGGGUGACGAUAGUCCUCCACGACGGUGCGAUAAUAAAGGGUCGUCCGGCUGAGCAUAGAUUGUACCAGAUGAUCGUUGCCGACGCGACACACCUCGAGGAAAAGCUCCGCGAGGCAGAGGCAGCCAUGGGAAUUAGAGAGGGCCAUGGAGUCUCCAUAGUCUAUGAGAGAAGUAGUACGAACUUGUACAACGUCUUUCUGGUGCUAGCGGUGGUGAUCUACAUGUUGGCUUUGAUGACUAAAGGGUCAGGAAAGGCAAGCAUAUUCCCCAAGGAUUUUUUCAGUGGAAUGACACGAGCCAAGUUCACUCUUGUCGAUCCCUUGACAGGGGGAACUAAGAACGUCAGAUUUGCUGAUGUCGCUGGCCUCAAAGAAGCCAAAGUCGAGGUGAUGGAGUUUGUAGACUAUUUAAAGCGUCCAGAGUUCUAUAAAACUCUAGGAGCGAAGGUCCCCAAGGGGGCACUUCUGCUGGGGCCCCCAGGUUGUGGAAAAACGAUGUUAGCAAAAGCAGUGGCAACAGAAGCCAAUGUUCCCUUCCUCUCGAUGAACGGUUCAGAGUUCAUCGAGAUGAUCGGUGGUUUGGGAGCUGCCAGAGUGCGGGAUCUCUUCAAGGAGGCUCGCAAAAGGUCCCCAAGUAUCCUCUACAUCGACGAAAUCGACGCAAUAGGAAAGAAAAGAUCGGGAUCAGGCUCCUCCAUGGGUGGAGCAAACCGAGAGUCCGAGCAGACGUUGAAUCAGCUACUGGUAGAGAUGGAUGGCAUGGCUACGAAGGACGGAGUAAUCGUUCUAGCCUCGACUAAUCGAGCAGAAGUCCUGGACAAGGCACUUCUCCGUCCUGGGAGAUUCGACAGGCACAUUCUCAUUGAUCUGCCAACUCUUGCUGAGAGAAAAGAGAUCUUCGAGCGACAUCUGAAGGGUAUUGUCCUCGAGAGAAAGCCUGAAAAUUACUCGCCGAGGCUUGCACAACUUACUCCAGGCAUGAGUGGAGCAGACAUCGCUAAUAUUUGCAAUGAAGCGGCUCUGCAUGCCGCCAGGUUUAAGAAAAAAGUUGUUGAUGCUGAUGAUCUUUCUUAUGCCAUUGAUCGAGUCCUCUGUGGACCUGAGAAGAAGGACCACGGGGUGUCACCCACUGAAAAAAAAAUUGUGGCUUAUCACGAGUCUGGCCAUGCCCUGGUUGCGUGGCUAUUGAAGGAGACAGAUGCCCUUCUGAAGGUGACGAUCAAACCCAGAACCAAAGGAAUGCUGGGCUUCGCUCAGUACACACCGACUGAACGAAGAAAUUUCAGCAAAGAGCAGAUAUUCGAGAUGAUGUGUACAGCCCUCGGUGGUCGCGCUGCUGAGAAUAUUAUUUUUGACAGGGUCACCACUGGGGCACAGAACGACCUGGAGAAAGUCACGAAGAUGGCUUAUGCUCAGGUGAGGCAGUUUGGAAUGGGGGAGGAAGUGGGUCUGGUUUCAUUCACUGAAGAGGAGACUGGCAAGGACACGAAGAAACCUUACAGCAAGAAGCUGGGGAACUUGAUGGAUGCUGAGGCAAGACUUCUGGUGGGAAGGGCCUACAAGCAGACGGAGCAGCUGUUGAGGGACAAUAUGGAUAAACUAGAAUUGAUGGCACAAACUCUCCUGAAGCAAGAAACCCUUACGUACGAACAGGUCGAGGCCCUCAUAGGGCCUCCUCCCUUUGGAUCGAAAAAAAGGGUUGAGUUUAUCGACAUCGACACACCCCCAACAGUUGGGAAUGUUGAGGAACAGGUGCCUAGUUUGCCAUGAGCCAUAAAUGGCUCUUUUGUACAGAAAACUAUUGAUUAAAGAGAUUAAUAGUUUCUUUUCCUUCUAAUUUCAUGCAGCCUGAAUGAAAAGUUAGGAUGGGGAAUGUUCAAUUGAUGAAAAAAAAAUUAAUUCCUCUGAA
Molecule: messenger RNA, 2710 nt
Organism: Diachasmimorpha longicaudata
Lineage: Eukaryota; Metazoa; Arthropoda; Insecta; Hymenoptera; Braconidae
Gene: Spg7
Product: paraplegin
Exons: 4
Coding region: 262-2571 (769 amino acids)
Biological process (GO): mitochondrial protein processing
Cellular component (GO): m-AAA complex; membrane
Molecular function (GO): metalloendopeptidase activity; ATP hydrolysis activity; ATP-dependent peptidase activity
Source: RefSeq, a predicted model, not a curated record